Messenger RNA from Aureobasidium subglaciale EXF-2481, 1316 nucleotides. RefSeq lists its product as uncharacterized. Gene Ontology annotation, cellular component: SAGA complex; transcription factor TFIID complex; nucleus. The record is from RefSeq and is a predicted model, not a curated record. Lineage: Eukaryota; Fungi; Ascomycota; Dothideomycetes; Dothideales; Saccotheciaceae. The transcript has 2 exons. Gene Ontology annotation, molecular function: promoter-specific chromatin binding; RNA polymerase II general transcription initiation factor activity. Bases 217 to 933 code for a protein of 238 amino acids. Gene Ontology annotation, biological process: transcription initiation at RNA polymerase II promoter.
CUUUUCUACCCUCUGUUCGUUCCUUGCCAUGUGCAGCUUGUCGAGAUGAUGUGAGAUGUCUAGGUAAUGGAAAAAGGACUGUUGUGCUUGUAGGAGGGCCUCGGCCCCACGACGUCGUUUUGACAUUGCGGAGAGCGGCUUGGUCACUUGCAGUGAAGGAGGACACUCAAUCUGUCGCACGCACCUGCAGCCAAUCAAUCCAUCAACCCAACCACUAUGGCUGACACGGAAGAUCCUACCAAGGCAGAGGCCCCUCCAGCCACGAGCAACGAGCAGACUGCAGCUCCCACGGGCGACGACAUGGAAGCAUCCCCAGACGCCGAAAUGCAAUCCGCCGACCACGACGACACCAGCAACACCAUGGACAACAGCGGCACUGCUAAGCCCGACACAAGCAUGAACAUGGACGGCGCAAGUGACGAUGCCCCCGCUGUGCCGCAGAUCGAGACGAGGAUGCCGGCAAAGAAGGAUGUCGCAUUACGAGACUUCCUGGGCAAGAUGGAUGAAUAUGCGCCAAUCAUCCCUGAUGCCGUCACAAACUACUACCUGACCCUCGCUGGCCUCCCCCCACCACCUGCCACACCACCUCACCUUGCGCGCCUCCUUGCGCUCGCUGCUCAGAAGUUCAUUGCCGACAUUGCGGCAGACGCUUACCAGUACUCUCGCAUCCGCUCCACCAACACCACUUCUAACAACCCCUUGACUGGACUCGGAGGUGCUGCAGGCUUUGGCAUGAUGCCGACAGAAGAGGGUGGCGCCAAGGGCAAAGGCAAAGAUGCUGCCAAAGGUGCUCAACUCGGCGGUCCUCGUCCUGGUUACGGCGGUGGUGGUGUGGGAUCCUCUGGUGGCAGGACAGUCUUGACCAUGGAAGAUCUGGGCAUGGCAGUCGGAGAGUACGGAGUCAACGUCAAGAGAGGCGAGUUCUACAGGUAACUCACUUGCAUAUUGCAGGGCAUAUGGGCUGGCGUUUCUCUGGAUCAAUGGGCUGCUGGGAUAUUGGCGGCAGAAUUGCACGCGUUCUUUAUGAAAAGAUGAAAAGGUCAUUCAUCCAUGGCCAAGGCGUUCGGGGCAUGACAAGAGCAGGCAUCUAGAUGGGACUGUACCAUAGGGAAGAUGGACUUUGAUCACGCUAUCACAAAUUGAAAAGACUUUAAUCCACCAGACUGUACUGUCAUGGGAACAGGGUGAUGUGACAAGGCUGGCAUAUUGUGCUUUCUGAACUUGGUAAUUUGUACAAGAGACGCCACUGAACGCCAGGAACCGCAAAGAAACGAUAAUGUACCAAUCACUUGUUCUUGGUCUGCUUGUAGGUAAAG